Rotaria socialis is the source of this 2394-nucleotide messenger RNA. The record is from the annotation of a GenBank genome assembly. Lineage: Eukaryota; Metazoa; Rotifera; Eurotatoria; Philodinida; Philodinidae.
AUGGUUAAGACGAAAACAAAACCUAAAAAACGUCGUACAUUUGCUACUGAUAAACAUAAUUCAAAAACUCGUGUCGAUACAGUAAAUAAAGUCAAUCCAUUUGAUCUUCAUGUUAAUCGUUUAAAACAUGAUGUACUCGGUAAAAAACGUAGCUAUGAAAGAGGUGGUCAACCACUUAAAUCUCGAUCACGAGGAAUAGAAAAAAGAAAACGUACACUAUUAAAAGAGUUAAAUUCAGUAUUUAAACGAAAUACAUUUAUUGAUCAUCGUAUUGGUGAAAAUGAUCCAACAUUAACAAAUGAUGAAAAACUAAUGCAACGUUUAAUUGCAGAGCGAACCAAAAUGCGUCCUGGUAAAGAAAGUCGUUAUAAUUUAAAUGACGAAGAAGAUUUAACACAUUAUGGUCAAUCACUUUCGAAAUCCGAUGAACUCAAUCAAAAGCCGAUUAUUGAUGAUUAUGAUGAUGAUGAUGAUUUACAUAAAGGUCGUUUGAAUUCUGAACAUUUUUUUGGUGGUUUUAAAGCUUCAAUUGAACAACGUAAACCACAAUCAAAACAAGAAUGGAUUGAAAGUAUGAUUAAAAGUACAAAAUUAGAUAAAUAUGAACGUCAACGUGAAAAUGAAAAAAUCUUCGAUAUGACACAAACGCUUGAUGAACAAUGGAAAGCAUUAAGUACAAUUAUGGGUAUUAAAGAUAAAAAACCGAAAGAAACAAGAGAAACAUCGGAUGAUUAUGAUAAACUUGUGGCUUCAUUAAGAUUUGAAGCAAAAACAACCGGUGCACCAGUUAAAACUAUUGAAGAAACAGAAAAAGAAACAGCAGAAAAAUUAAAAACAUUACAAGUUGAAGAAAGACAACGUAUGGAACAACCAACAUUGAAAUCAAUUUUAGCAAAAAAUAAACCACAAAAGCAUAUUUUUGUUGAAGAAUUAGAUGAAAGUUAUUAUAUCAUGGAUGGAUCGAAAAAACGGGUGACAUUUGAUGAUGAUGAGGCUAUGAACAAUGAACCUGUACCACCGAUCGAGUCAGAUGAAGUAGUACCACAUGAAAAUGAUUCGAUGGCAAUGGAUAAUGGAGAAGGCGAAGAAGAAGAAGAAGAAGAAAUUGAUCAAACAACAAAUGGCGAUUUAAUUGCAGAAUUCGAAGAAAUUCCAUCAGAUAUUGAAAAACUUCAAACUCGUCUAUCUGAAGAUAAAAAUGCAUUGAGCACUAUCUGGAAACGAAUCAACGAUAAACGAUUACCGCCUAUACCAAGAUUAGUUUUAAGUAACUAUUUCGAUGUUCUGCUGGAUUAUUAUGAAUCAGUUACAUCAAAUCAAACGUUGUUGAAUCACAUUGGUAAAAAUCUUCUUCACCUAGUACAAUUAGCUAAUAAUGAACAAACAAAAGGCAAUAUACAAAGUCGCUUAAGGCAAUAUCAUGAUAAUUUAAGUGAACAAAUUGAAAAUGGUAAAUUUUGUGAAAUAGAUUCAUCAUUCAUUGUUUUUUUUAAAUUAAUCGCUCAUCUCUAUCCAACAUCCGAUUUUUGUCAUCCAAUAACAACACCAGCCAUAACAUCACUUGUUCAAGCGAUAAAUCAUAGUUCUCUAAAAUCUCUUCAUUCAUGUCGACAAGCAUUAUUUUUAAUUGGCUUAGUAAAACAAUGGGUAUCAAAAAGUCAUCGCUACGUUCCAGAAGUCACUGUUUUAUUAACAAAAUUAAUUCAACUUGCAUGUCCAAUUGAAAAAUCUCAAUAUGUUAUAACCAGUUCAUCGAAACAGAUCAGCAAUAAUCAAUUACUCGUUUUGAAUAAGAAUAGUGACUUAUCAAAUUCAAAUGAACCAACCGUUUUUGACACCAAUGAACUCGAUGAUGAUAAUGAUCAGCAUCGUGCUUUAAUUCUUCGAACUUGUCUCAAUCAUCUAAGUGAUUUUCUUAAAACUUACGAAUCACUUUCGGCUAUUGUGGAAAUCGCCCAACCAUUUAAAUCUUUUCUUACGACGAUUGCUGAUACAUCCAAAUGCAGUCAAAUAUCGUCUCAAUGCCGAGAGAUUUUAACUUUAAUUGAUAAAAUUCAAACAGAAUGUCUUUCAAAUCGUAAAUAUCUUGAACAAGGCAAAGAGCAAGCAAAAAUGUUACGAUUGUUUGAACCUCGUUUUGGACCAGUAUACGAAGGUAAAAAGAAUACCCGCUUACCGAAAGAUUAUGCUGAACGUCUUCGUCUUCGGCAAAAAUAUAAACGUGAAGUUAAAUCCGUUUCUCGUGCACUUGUGCUUGAUAAUCAAUUUAUCUCACGUGAAGAACUUAAACAACAAAUGGAAAAAGAUGCUCAUCGAAAACGCAAAGUCAAAGAUAUUCAAGCCGAAAUAUCCAUGCAAGAAGGAGAAUACCGAAAAUUACAAAAAACCAAAUAA